AUGGUGCUGUCCUCAACCAGCAGACCUUCUAUGGAGUCCACACCAGAUGCCCCAAGUCAUAUGAAUGGGUCUUUUCCUAAUUCACAACCAGCUGAAAUUAUUUCAAUUUAUGUCUCUCUGUUCAUCACCCUUCUGGGAACAGCUGGCAAUGCACUUGUCAUCUGGUUUCUCCUCUUCCCCUUCAAGAAGAACCCUUUUACUGUUUAUAUCCUACACCUCUCAAUUGCUGACUUGACUUUCCUUCUUUGCAUAUCUACUAUACAUACAGGAAUAAUAAUUUUCUACAAUUUUAAUAUUCAAUCAUUUGCACUAAGGUCAUUUCUGAUCAUUUUUUAUAUGAUGGUUCUCUUUGGCUACAACACUGGCCUCUUCCUCCUGACAGCCAUCAGCGUAGAGAGGUGUCUUUCAGUCCUUUACCCCAGUUGGUACAAAUGCCAACGCCUAAAGCACCAAUCUGCAAUUGUCUGUACUUUGCUGUGGGUACUCUCUGUUUUUGUGAGCUUGUUAGGUUUUUUGUGUUUGUGGGCAACAGAGCCCAAAUUCCCUUUCAGACCAUGUACUGUUGUGGAAGUAUUUUUGCUUAUCUUGAAUUUCCUUGUGUUUGCCCCUCUCAUGGUCUUCUCAAACUUGAUCCUCUUCAUCAAGGUCUUCUGUCACCUGAAGCACCACCAACCAGACAAGAUUUACAUUAUCAUCAUAACCACAGUCCUUCUAUUCCUUUUCUUUGCUAUGCCUUUAAGAGUCGUGGUGAUGAUGUAUAACUUUAAAGAUGAAAACUAUGAGUCUCUGAGAUUGUUACGUCCAUAUGUGAACAUAUUAUCCAUUAUCAAUAGUACUGUCAACCCAAUUGUCUACUUGGUAGUUGGUGGGAUCAGGAGAAAGAGAACCAGAAAGUCUUUGAAAGAUACAUUGCAAAGAGUCUUUGAGGAUAAGCCACACUCAAGAAUGAGAUCAUAG
This is a messenger RNA of Trichosurus vulpecula (common brushtail), 957 nucleotides long. RefSeq names its product mas-related G-protein coupled receptor member H-like. Gene Ontology annotation, molecular function: angiotensin receptor activity. Lineage: Eukaryota; Metazoa; Chordata; Mammalia; Diprotodontia; Phalangeridae. Gene Ontology annotation, cellular component: membrane. The record is from RefSeq and is a predicted model, not a curated record. Gene Ontology annotation, biological process: G protein-coupled receptor signaling pathway.